Messenger RNA from Oncorhynchus masou masou (cherry salmon), 3216 nucleotides. Its product is annotated as condensin complex subunit 3-like. Gene Ontology annotation, biological process: mitotic chromosome condensation. Gene Ontology annotation, molecular function: protein binding. Gene Ontology annotation, cellular component: condensed chromosome; condensin complex; cytoplasm. The transcript is spliced from 22 exons. Bases 5 to 3043 code for a protein of 1012 amino acids. Lineage: Eukaryota; Metazoa; Chordata; Actinopteri; Salmoniformes; Salmonidae. The record is from RefSeq and is a predicted model, not a curated record.
ACGGAUGACAAACGUUAGCCGGAGAGAAAAGAUGACCGGGGAAAGUGAUUUGUCGAUAAAAGAGGCGUUUCAACGCGCUCAGAAAGGACACAACAACAAGGCUAAACUAGUGGCCAGUCUCAAGAACACAUACAACAAGUCAGAGGACAAGACAUUGUUCCACGAGGAGUUUAUCCAGUACCUGAAACAUGCCAUGAUCGUGUACAAGAGAGAACCAGCUGUGGAAAACGUGAUAGAGUUCGUCUCCAAAUUCUCCACCAGCUUCCAUACGCCUUCCGCCGAGGGAGGAGAGGAAGAGGAGGAGGAUGAAGAAGAGGACGAGAACCCCUUCCUCAGUUACAUGUUCAACUUCCUGUUGGAGUCCCACAAGGCCAACAGCCACGCGGUGAGGUUCCGUGUGUGUCAGCUGAUCAACAAGUUGCUAGGCGGCAUGGCGGAGAACGCCCAGAUCGAUGAUGACCUGUUUGACGGUAUCCACCAGGCCAUGUUGGUCCGAGUCACGGACAAGUUCCCCAACGUCAGGAUCCAGGCCUCUCUGGCCAUGGCUCGACUACAGGAACCACAGAACCAACAAUGUCCCACUGUUAAUGCCUAUCUGUUGAUCCUGGAGAAUGAUUCCAACCCGGAGGUUCGUCGAGCCGUUCUGUCCUGCAUUGCCCCCUCCUCUCUCACCCUCCCCAAGAUCCUGAAACGCACCAGGGACGUCAAGGAGAGUGUCCGCAAACUGGCUUACCAGGUCCUGUCAGACAAGGUCCACAUCAGAGCUCUGAGUAUCGCCCAGAGAGUCAGUCUGCUGCAGCAGGGUCUCCACGAUGCCGCAGAAUCGGUGAGGGAGGUGGUGCAGGUCCGGCUCCUCCCAGCCUGGCUGAAUCUUCUCCAGGGUGAUGUGUUGGAGCUGUUACACAAACUGGAUGUAGAGAACUGCUCUCAGACCGCCCUGGACACACUGACCGCUCUGUUCACACACACACCUCAGGACCAGCUGCUCCACCACCGCCUUCAGCUGGACGACAGGAUGCUGGUCCCGGCUGGGUCUCUGUCCUGUGAGAGCGUGUUGUACUGGAGAGCUCUGUGUGAGUUUGUUAAGACGAAAGGGGAUGAAGGAGAGGAGAUGUUGGAGAAGCUGCUGCCCGAGGCUGCUACCUUCGCUGAGUACCUCUACGGGUAUGUGAAGUGUGUCCCGGUGCUGUCUGAAGAGCAGAAAGGAGACUUUGCUCAGCUGGAACUGGUGAUGACUAAAGAGUUCAUCUCUCAACAACUCAUCCACCUCACCGGCUGUCUGGAUACCAAUGAAGAGGGAGGAAGGAAGCGUGUGGUGGCUGUGUUACAGGAGAUGCUGGUCCUACCUCAGACUCCUCCCUCUCUGGUCUCUCUGCUGACGGAGAAACUACUGACCCUGAUACCUGACGACCACAGACGCAUUCAGACCGUGGCGGAGGUGAUCUCGGAGGUGCGUGAGCCCAUCGUCGUCAGACAGCCACUGGAGGAGAACGAGAUCCGCAGGAAACAAGUUAAGCUAGCGGAGGUGAAAGUUGGUAUCCUAGAAGCUAAACAGGCCUUAGAGGAGUGUAUCAGUAACCAGGAGUUCAACAGAGCAGCGGAGCUGAAGGACUCUAUAACUGACCUGGAGAACCUGAGGAACAACAUCCUGCAGGAGGAGAACACACAGCAGGACGACAAGGAGGCAGAGACACGCAUGGAGAAGACGGACCCAGAGACUCUCCUGCGCUGUCUGACCAUGUGUGUUGAGCUGCUGAAACAGAUGAACAUCAAGACGAGGAUCGGUCCCACCAUGUCAGCGCUCCUCUCCUCUCUGAUCCUGCCCAGUAUAUCCAACGCCCAGCCAGCGGUGAGGAACAUGGCAGUCGUGUGUUUGGGGACGUGUGCUCUGCACAGCAAAGACCUGGUCAACACACAUCUGGUGCUGCUGCUGCAGAUCGCCCAGCUAGAUGAGGCUAAGAUCCGUAUCAGCGCUCUCAGGGCAGUCAUCGACCUGCUGCUGCUCUACGGCUUCACACUGCUGUCUGAACGCCCCAGCGCCGCCCCCCAGACCUCCCAUUCGCCAGCCAAACAGGAAGACCAGGGGGAGGGGGAGGAGCCGGAGGAGGGGAGCAGCACCACUCAGUCCAUCCUGAUGAUGCUGUCCGACUUCCUGGACAGUGAGGUGUCCGAGCUGCGUACCGAGACAGCGGAGGGUCUGGCCAAACUGAUGUAUUCCGGCCGGAUCUCCAGUGCCAAGCUCCUCUCUCGAUUGGUGUUGCUAUGGUACAAUCCCGUCACCGAGGACGACACCAGACUACGCCACUGCCUCGGAGUGUUCUUCCAGCUGUACGCCCGGGAGAGCAGGGCCCACCAGGAGGUUGUGGAGGAGUGCUUUCUGCCCACCCUCCAGACCCUGCUGAAUGCUCCGGCUUCGUCUCCGUUGGCCGAGGUGGACGUCACCAACGUAGCAGAGCUGCUGGUGGAGCUGACACGGCCCAGCUCUCUCAUAAAGCCCGGAGACACACAGGAGGUGUGUGCCCAUGACCACCUGGCAGUGCGUGUGUGUGGCGAGAUGCUGAAGGACCCGUCAGCUCCCGAAGUCCGUCUCUACGCCAAAGUACUGAACAGUCUGGAGCUCAGUGCUGACGGCAACACAACGAGAGACCUGGUGACCCUGCUACAACAAGUUACACAGGAGGUAAAGGAUCGUAUCGCUCUGCGUGCUCUGGAGAAGCUGAUUGGACAGCUGCAGGACUCCAACAACCAACCAGAUCUCAGCACUACGACACUACAGCCUGUCGAUGUCAAUACUGAGGAGGCUGCCAACCAGGACCUGGACCAGUCUGCCAAGAGGCCCAGGAGAGGUCAGAGGAAACCCUCCACAGUCAAAGGAGCCAAGAAGUCCAGCAGAUCGGCAGAGUCCUCCGAGGAGAGUGAUGGGGAGAAUGUUCCAGACUCGGUGCCGGUACCCCGUCCAUCCCGCCGGGCCAAGACGGCAGCUUUGGACAAAACCAGACUGGACCUCAGUGCCCUCCUCCACCAGGAGGCCAACACCUCGUAGAGUCCCAGGUCAGAUAGGGUAGAGAGGUCAGGAUGCGUGUUUGCUGCCGAGUGGAAUCAGUAUCAGAGUAGUGGACAUGUCGAGCAACAGGUUUAGAGACAGAAGGAAGUCCUAUCAUCAACCUGAAUGAAAAAUGUGUAUUUUUAUUGGUUUAAAUAAAACGAUUAAACUUC